Neurospora tetraspora is the source of this 4081-nucleotide messenger RNA. Its product is annotated as WD40-repeat-containing domain protein. NCBI's taxonomy places the organism in Eukaryota, Fungi, Ascomycota, Sordariomycetes, Sordariales, Sordariaceae. The record is from RefSeq and is a predicted model, not a curated record. The coding region runs from base 407 to 3961 and encodes 1184 amino acids. Gene Ontology annotation, molecular function: protein binding. The transcript has a single exon.
UCGGACGGAAAGCUCAGACUUUCCCAAUCGUCUACGCUACUUCCGUCAUCAUUAUCGCUUCUCUUACAACCCGCCUUGGCUGCUCAGCUCGAGCUUGGAGAUCAAGGCACCAUUGGUCCUCCUCCUCGCCGCUUACCAAGGGGUACCUCAUCACUACACACGCAAAAAGAUUUUGGAAUAUCUUUCACCAUACCGACGACGACAACAACGAGAAAGUUUCCAGUCAAGUUAUCAUUAUCAAUCUUUCACCGCACGGUCGAUUCCUUAGCAAUCCACCGCCGAGGCCGACUUCAGCUAUACACCACCGAUAUCGAGGACGACUUGCUGGCUCAUGUUCUCCUAAUCCAUCUCGGACUUCAAGACAUACUAACCCCAGUCCGCCUCCCCAACGGCCAAUGGCUACGAGAUGGCAUCCACUCCCUCGAAUCGACACAAGCUUACGCCCGCCAGCUCUCCUUUUGUCACCAGGACUUCUAGGUCCCCGGGUCCUCAACGGUCCCGCACCCUCAAUGAGACUUGUUUGUCCCUCAGGCGUGUCAUAGGCACCACUUGCUCCUCGCCCACCGGUUUUGAUUCCGUUCACUCGUCUUUCGCCUACAUUGCUGGCGGAGCUGUUGUGGUUGUUGACGUAUCCGGCGAGCAUUAUUCCCAACGCUUUUACCGAGCCCGUCCCUCGGCAGUCCCCGUCUUUGCGCUUUCUCCCGUCUCCCACACUACCGCAGCGAAUUCGAAUCCGACACCGAAAGCCAAUGACAGUAGGAACAGGACUACCGCUUCACAGAGGGAAUCGGCCUAUCAGACAGCAGACUCAUCACAGACUUGGACAAGUCGCGAGCGCAUAAAGGCUGCCACUUGCCUUGGCCUCAGCCGCGAUGGACGAUACCUGGCCGUCGGCGAAACAGGCUAUGCUCCCCGCGUACUCAUCUUCAACCUCCAAGAUGCCUCUUCCGAUACUCCAUUGGUAUCCAUCAGUGAACACGCAUUUGGAGUCAAAGCGGUAGCAUGGUCACCAGACACAAGGUUUUUGGCCUCUCUAGGCGCUGCCAACGAUGGGUUCCUCUAUAUAUGGAAGAUCGACACAAGAACUGGCGCUGCCAGGCUCUUUCAGCAAAACCGCUGUACAUCUCACGUCAAGGGCAUGGUGUGGAUGGGCAACAAUUUGAUAACACUGGGUGUCCGUCACAUCAAGGUCUGGAGGGUUGAAGAACCACCGCCCAUCUCUCCGAUGAAAUCGAAAUUUCCCCAACAGGAGGCGGCCUGCUCAGCUGCCCAACUGGCCCAGAAACCAUUACCUGGCCGAAAUAUUCUGUUGGGUUCCAUGCUAGACGCCACCUUCAGCUGCGCUCUUGCACUUGAUGAAAACAGGGCCAUCAUCUGCUCAGAAACGGGCAGUGUGUGCCUUUUGGACGAUACAAACAAGCAAAUGAAACUAACACGACUGCUGGACCUAAACUUCCCCGUUAGCUGCAUAUCGAUGAGGAAAGAGACCCUUUACAUUGGUGGGAAAGAUGGUCAGCUAGCAACCCUCGCACUCGAUGGUGUCUUGGAAGGCACCCCUGAUCCCGUCAUUCACAAUCCUCAUACAUCUGACGGCCUCGUCGCCCUGGGUUUCCUCGCCGAAAACUUCGUAACGAUCGACAACCGCCGCACAAUCAACAUUUGGAGUCCUGAUCAUAUUCCAGCCGUUUCAUCCGACGAUCCUCACCACAUUCCGAUACCUGGCGCCGGCGACAUUGUUGGAAUACAAGAGCUUCCUGGAUCCAAUGGUGCGGACGCAUCCUUCGUCACUUGGUCAGCAUCUGGAAGGAUCAAUACGUGGCACAUGGAUGGCCUGAUCAAGUUAACACUUGACGUUCCCGUGGACCAGGUAGAGAACAACAUCGAUGGCGAGCAACCGGUCAAUCAGCUAGUGGUGGUGAGAGCCACGAAAGAUGGAAGUCUCUUUGCUGUGGGAGACAAGCUCGGCGUCCUUCGCAUCAUUGACGCCUCUACGAGAGCUUGUUUACUCGAAACGAAGGCACAUUCUUCCGAUUGCCAGGAUAUCACCAUCUUUGAGGACGAAUCAAAGCUCCUUAUCGCAUCCUGCGGCAGAGACCGUACAGCGCAAUUGUUCCACCGAACAUCCUCCGGUGCAUUUGAGCACUUUCAGACAUUGGAGUUUAGUGCCAAGGUCGUUCAGGUCUUGAUUCCCUCCCGCGACAAAGUUCUUACUUGCUCGCUGGACCGUACCCUUCAGAUCCACGAUUUGGUUACGAAAGAGAGUGACCCUGAUGUCAUGGCAGCCAUUCCUUCAAGGGUCAUUACGCUACGGGCUUCGCCAUCCUCAAUGGUGGUAACGCCUCUUGAAAAGUCAAUUUUUGUAUCACUUUUGGAUCGCUCAGUCUGUCAUUUUGAUUACAACAACGGACGACUCUUGAACUCGUUCAAAUGCAACGACGAAGGAGGGUCUGAGACCGUUAUCUUGGAAUCGCUACGAUAUGGCCAAACAACGACGGGGGAUAUGGGCUUCUUGCUUGGCAUCUCCAACACAGACAAAUCUAUCCGGGUAUACGACGCUCAAUCGGGGGCCUUCAUGGGCCGUGAAUGGGGUCAUACGGAAGCCAUUAACGGUGUGGUGAUGGUUGAGGGUGAGCAAGCUGGCAGGAAGAUUAUCAGUGUUGGAGAAGAUGGGACCAUCAUGGUCUGGGGGCUGGAUAUACAGUUUCCAUCGACUGGCUCCAGGAACCGCGAUCCUUCUCCCGAUAAGACCACCAGCACAACUGCGCGCAGUCGACCACCACUCAGGAGGGUAUUAUCAAAAGCCGAGCUAGCCGAAUUUCAACGACCAUCUUCAUCGCAUGCCGGCAGCAACAGACAGCGUCGCCUCUCACCCAGUCGAGCACAAUUUCAACGACCAUCUUCAUCGCAUGCCGGCAGCAGCAGACAGCGUCACCUCUCACCCAGUCGAGCACAAUCUCGGCGUUCCUCUCAACAGCACACAGUGACUUCCACGACACGCACACCGGUAACAUCAGGGAAGCGGAUAAGCCCCGACGGUACUGGGUCUAUCCGAAUCAAGCGCAACGCUCUACGCCGGACGUCUUCAGGAGCAGGUAGCAUAUCCGAAAGCCCGCCUUCCGAGGACAACGGUAUAUACCGUCGUUGCGCGUCUCCCCCACCCAUCAACGGCGGCGUAACACGUACAGCAUCCUCCACCAUCCGCUCAUCCGCCCGCAAGAAGACCAGCCUGUCGAACCUCCGAAGCAACACCGCCCCCAGUACAUCCGCGGGGGGGCCUAGCAGCGCCGCCACUGGCUACGGCUUCGGAUCCCUCAGCGCAGCCACCGAGCAGACCUGCCGCCAACUACGAGCCUACCGCAAGAAGCUGGCAAGCUCGGACGCUAUCAGCGGCGACAUCCUCGCCGAACUCGAUGCCGAACUGCGACUUACGGCGGCCGCCCUCGGCGAGCGGGCGAUUCGUAGCCGGAGCAGGAGGCCUCAUCUCCAGAAUCACCAUGGUCACAGUUACUGCGGCCACGACAGAGACAGAGAGAAGGCGCUCAGCGAGAGCAUGCUCGCCAACCUGCUGGACCAGUAUAGUGAACGGUUGGUCAGCAUGCUAGAUGAGAAGCUGCGGAUGAGGCUGCUGAGCGAGGAGGAGAGGGAGGCGAUGAUCAGCAGUGCAAGGCAGAGUCAGAGGCCGAGGACGUCGGGAGAAGGGUCAACGAGCUCCGGGGCGUCGGGCGUUACGGAGGGGAGGAGUGAGAGUAGCUCGGUUGGGAGCACGAUCAUGUGCAUCGAUGGUGAUGGGAUGAUGAUGGAAGAAAAAGAUGGGGGAGAAGCUGAUGGGGAGACCGAGAGUGAAUUUGGUUGUGAGGGAGGGGCAGAUACUGAGGCGGAGGAUUUCUGUGGGGACGGAGAAAGGAGGAGGGAGAGUGGUGAGUUGAAUGAGAGGAUGUUGGGGUUGGAUUUGCAUCGUUAGGUGAUGCUGCAGGAAGAAAUUUGAAAGGCAUCAUCAAUAGAACGGAUGGGUUGGGAAGGAAGAGAGAAAGCCGGAAAAAGGAGAAAGACGGAAAUAAAGGAGGGAAGCCAACAGGAACCA